AUGUUUGAAUACACCGGCGCUCUGCUCACCAAACAGUUGCACCAAUUCGUCAGUUCUUAUCUCUUAUCAAAUCUAGUGUUUAGCUAUCAAUACGACUCUUUCGGUCGACUGAAGCUCCUGUCGGCCAGAGUCGGAUCAGUCAGUCUUCCGGCCAUUGAUUACGCCUACAAUCAGCGCACCGGACGUCUCGAAGCGAUCGCCAAUUUCCGCAUUUAUGACAAAUCGCUGAACGAGACGUUACUGACAGACGGGAUCGCCUCCUACUCGAAGACUUUCGACGCCUCACACUAUUUGCUUCAGUUAUCACUCGUGAUCGCCGACAAAGAGGUCUUCCGUAUGGAUCUGUCGUACAAUACCAACGGCGCGCUCAUCCAAUCCAAGACUUUUAUGCGCCAUUUGGGCGCCAGUAAAGUGCGGCUCCAGAACUACACCUACGAUAAUGACCAACAGCUGGUGGAAGUGAUGGGAAGGGAUCACUGGAAGUUCUCCUACGACGACAACUCCAAUCUGGCGACAAUGCAAUACAUGGGCAAUCGCAUCGACAUGUUAUAUGACGCCAGCGAUCGGAUCGUCAGCUUCGGUGAAACGCCUUAUAUUACGGACGCGAAAGGGUUUGUCAUUCAGAGGGGAGAAGAGAGGUUUACAUUCAAUUCGUUGGGACAACUCAUGAGAGCCCAUCGGCUCUCACGUUAUGACGUCCGCUAUAUGUAUGACUCGAGGGGUCGGCUGUCUGUCCGCAAAGACAGCUACGGAAACGUAACGCAGUAUUUCUACGGCGAUAUAUUGAGGCCAAGUCUUGUCACACACACCUUCAAUAACGCCGACGCCAGAGUCACUACUAUUGUAUACGAUGACCAGGGGGUGCCCCUCACCACUCAGGUAAAUCACGAAGUCUUCUACAUAGCGUGCGAUCAAAUCCGGAGUCCAGUGUUGGUGUUGGACCACAGGGGGGAAGUGGUGAAAGAGGUGCACAGA
This is a messenger RNA of Oppiella nova, 975 nucleotides long. The record is from the annotation of a GenBank genome assembly. NCBI's taxonomy places the organism in Eukaryota, Metazoa, Arthropoda, Arachnida, Sarcoptiformes, Oppiidae.